UGUAAACUUUACAAAUGUCAGGUAUUUUGACUGAUAAAAUGGCUACAGCCCAAGAUGUAUCAAAGGAAGAAAAUACAUCCGUAAGAGACACAAAUCAAGAAGAAAAUUCAAGCGAGAACGAAGACGAUAUACCGAACAUUUAUGAGAAUAUUGAACCAGAUGACUGCUUUCACGUGGAUUUCUGUUCUGGUAUCGACUUACUUGGUUCUUCUCUUCAACUGAGAGACGAGUACGAUGACAUUGAGAGUAUGUGGGCACCAAAUGAAGAUAAUCGCGACGAUGUCAAAGCUGCCUUUAUUAAGGCUGCAGAAACGGUAGGAGAGACCAACUUCACAGAGGGACUGGUUUGGUUGGCGAGUGGUAGCUACGCAGAAUCGAGUUUCUUUAGUGUAAUUUACGAAGCUAGUGAAGCUGAAUGUCAGCAUAAGAUAUUUGGAGACAAUUAUUCCGGUAUUGGUGAAAAACAUUUUGAAGAAUAUGUGAAAGAUAGUAAAGCAAAAAGAAAAAUGCAGACACUGUUGAUGAACGUAAAUGAUUAUGAUUACAUGAUUACACCCAAAUCGCUAAUAUUAUCUGACACGGACUGCGUUCUGAGAAAAACAGACACUCCAGGGUUCGUGAAGUUGCAGCUUUUGAAUGGUGAUAUAACAAAUGCUUGGAUGGAUUGCUGUUUUACAUCAGACCAUUGUGAUCAAGUAUUUGUCUCUCCAACCCUAGUCAAGAAAAAACUUGAAAGGAUUUUUAACCAGAUGGAGAAAGAUGGCCCUUUCAUUGUUAAGCAAGGAAGUGUUGCCUUUCAAAUUGCUCACCUUAGCAAUGUUUUAGCAGGAAUUCGUUUCUAUGACAUUGUCUUUGCUGUAAAAUGCAAUUUUUGGGCCAGUAUGGCUUCAAAAUGGAUCACUAGAUCACGAACAUGGCCGUGCAAAGAAGACAUUCAAGGUAUUGUUGACGAGGGUUUCCAUAUUGUCCCCAAAGUUAACUCCUUGAGUGAGGACCCCCUGGAUUGGCGUGUUUCAUUUUCUCAAGCAGAAGUGAGCUUGACCAAUUUACCAUUAGUGUAUCAUUAUGGUAUAAUCCAUUGGCGUAUUUUGAAAUCAUUGUUUUCAUGUCAUUUACAAUUACAAGCUCAUCCCCAGCUGAUUACAUCAUACACUCUCAAAACUCUAUUUCUGUAUGCAUUAGAAAGGAUCGAGUAUGAUCACUGGCUCAACAAAGAGCAUCUACUUAAAUCAAUUUUAGGUAUCUUGGAUGACUUGGUGGUUUGCUUGGCCAGACAUAAUUGUCCGCAUUAUUUCAUCCCAGAGAUAAACUUAUUUGAUUAUCAAAUACCUCAUGUUGACUUUUAUCCACUGGUUGCAGAACAAGUGCUUUCAUUGCGUAAGCAAGUUGCUGAGAAACCAGGGAAAAUGGCAUUUGGAGACGGUUAAAUGCGUGCAAUGUAGCUAGGACUAACAAAAUGUUUACUGUAGACUUGUAGACAAACUUAAAAUUAACUUAUACUAACAUUUCCAUUGGAUAAUUCGAAUAUCGGAACACCCGGCCACACUCAUUGAAAAUAUAAUUGCUAUCCAGCCUAGUAGGUUAUCUGUCGCUCUAUCCUAUCAAUCUGACUAUAAUAAAACAAUAAUCACAUUA
This is a messenger RNA of Exaiptasia diaphana, 1635 nucleotides long. RefSeq names its product protein MB21D2. The record is from RefSeq and is a predicted model, not a curated record. NCBI's taxonomy places the organism in Eukaryota, Metazoa, Cnidaria, Anthozoa, Actiniaria, Aiptasiidae. The coding region runs from base 15 to 1427 and encodes 470 amino acids. The transcript has a single exon.